Messenger RNA from Eruca vesicaria subsp. sativa (arugula), 1893 nucleotides. The record is from the annotation of a GenBank genome assembly. NCBI's taxonomy places the organism in Eukaryota, Viridiplantae, Streptophyta, Magnoliopsida, Brassicales, Brassicaceae.
UGCUCUUUGUUCUCCUCUACAAAUUAAACCCUAAUUAACUAUCUUUUUUGUUUGUAUACUGUUCUAAAUCACCUGAUCACCUUCUUGUUUUCUUGCAAGAUUUUAUAAACAAAAAAUAAACCCCCCAGUUCUUGUUCUUUAGCGCUUACAAAAAAGUAUGCAUAUGAUUCCAGGAGAUCCUUUUUCUGUAGCAUCUUCCAUGGGAGGGUUUGUCCAUCAAGAACAGCACCUUCAUCAUCUUCAGCAGCAUAUGCCUGACCUUAACCCUAAUUCUAACCCAAACCCUAAUGCUAAACCAAAUUCUUCAUCAGCCAAGAAGAAGAGAAAUCAACCUGGCACCCCAGAUCCAGAUGCGGAUGUCAUCGCUCUAUCGCCAACAACCCUCAUGGCGACAAACAGAUUCGUCUGCGAGAUCUGCAACAAAGGGUUUCAAAGGGACCAAAACUUGCAACUCCAUCGCCGUGGCCACAACCUUCCAUGGAAGCUGAAGCAACGGUCCAACAAAGAGGUGAUAAAGAAGAAAGUAUACAUAUGUCCUAUCAAAACUUGUGUUCACCAUGAUGCCUCUAGGGCCCUUGGAGACCUCACUGGGAUAAAGAAACACUAUAGCCGCAAGCAUGGCGAAAAGAAGUUUAAGUGCGAUAAAUGUUCUAAGAAAUAUGCUGUUCAAUCUGAUUGGAAGGCUCACGCGAAAACUUGUGGCACUCGUGAGUAUAAGUGCGACUGUGGCACGUUGUUCUCAAGGAAAGAUAGUUUCAUCACGCAUAGAGCGUUCUGCGAUGCAUUGACAGAAGAAGGUGCGAGAAUGAGUUCACUUAGUAAUCCGGCGAUCUCUACAACAACCAAUCUUAAUUUUGGAAAUGACUCACAUGUCAUGGAUAAUUUAAACCUUCCACAAGGAUUUGUCCACCGAGGGGUUCAUCAUCCUGACAUUAAUGCUGCUAUCUCUCAGUUCGGUUUAGGGUUCGGACAUGUCCCAAAUUCAAUUCAUGCGCAAGGUUUAUCCGAGAUGGUACAAAUGGCCUCCACCGGGAGCCACCACCUCUUCCCGUUGCCUUCAUCAUCAUCCCUCCCUGAUUUCACAGGCCACCACCACAACCAACAAUUCCAAAUUCCCACGACUUCUACAAACCCUAAUCUCAGCUUAUCAUCAUCACAACAAACCUCAGCUUCACUACCAUCAUUGCAUCUACAACACCAAACCGUGAAAGACUCUUCUUUCUCCCCAAUCUUCUCGUCCGAGUGCAAACAAAACAAGUCACUCUCUCCAAUGUCUGCCACUGCACUCUUACAAAAAGCUGCACAAAUGGGAUCCACUAGAAGCAACUCCACCACCGCUCCGUCCUUCUUCGCCGGCCCAACAAUAACGUCAUCCCCAUCCGCCGCUUCUCCUCCUCGUUCAUCUUCUCCAAUGAUGAUCCAACAACAACUCAGCAACAACUUCAACACCAAUGUCUCAAGAGAGAACCAGAAUCUUGCUCCUCCUAUCAGUGGUCUAACCACGAAUAAUGUGGAUAAUAAUAAUAAUUCAUUUCAAUCAAACCGGUCAGGUCUUAACCCGGCUCAACAGAUGGGCUUAACCCGGGAUUUUCUUGGAGUGAGCAACGACCAUCACCAUCACCAAACGGGCCACCGUCCCUUUUUGCCACAAGAACUCGCAAGGUUUGCUCCACUGGGUUAAUUAGAUACGAUGUUACUACUAUAGAAUGUGGGCAGGGAUCAAGAGAAAGAUGGGGGGAGGGGACAAAUUUUUUGGGUUUGUUUAGGAUUGGAAGUUUCUUUGAGGAGACAAGUCUAAGAACCGCACCCCUUGUGAAGGGGUUGGAGUGUGGGGACAAAGGUUGACAAGACAUAUAUCCAUCAUACUAUGAAUCUACAUUAAAUGCUUUGUAC